AUGGCGAAGAAGAAGGUACUGGUCGUUGGAGCCGGCGCAGCUGGCAUGUCAUGCGCGCACCACCUCGCCGAGCAUCCCGACAAGUUCGACGUGACCAUCAUCGACAGCGCGAGCUACUGCGGCGGACAGGCCUUCUCCAUCCCGCUGGACAAGGCUCAGCACGGGGCCAGCUGGCUGAACCAGGGCGUGCAGGGCGGGAGCUACAUCUUCCACCACACGAUGACGAUGUUUGCGCGGCAGGGCCACCACGCCGACCCCGUGAAGCUGCAGGUCUCGUUCGGCAAGGGCGACCAGUUCUGGACCAACGUGUACCCGACGCAGCUGCUGGCGCGGCACCAAAGCGAAGUCAAGCGCUUCUACUGGAUGCUGAAGAUAGUGCGCUGGUUCGAGCUCUUCUUCGCCCUUCUCCCCAUCAAGUACCUCAUGAAGCUCUUCUUCUUCUCCUACGAGUUCGCAAACACCGUCGCCCUCCCCAUGGUCGCCCUCUUCCUCGGCACCGGCAACUACGCCCCCGACGUCCCGAGCAUCAUCCUCGAGCGCCUCUGCACCAGCCCCACCUACGGCAUGUGGUUCCCCGCCGACAAGCACAGCAUCGCCAGCAACCUGCCGCCGAUGGUCGUCUUCCCGAACUUCAGCGUCUUCUACGCCGACUGGCAGAAAGACCUCGAGAAGAAGGGCGUGCGCGUGCGCCUGUCGACCGAGCUGACGCAGGUGGUCAAGCGUGAUAACCACGGCGUCGUCGUCCGCACCAUCAAGCGCACCCCUACGAAAGACGGCCAUAACCCCACCAGUGCCUGGGCACCCGAAGACCCCACCAGCAACGCCGACGCCGCCGCCCAGGAGGCCGAAGACCACUACGACGAGCUCGUGCUGUGCACGCUCGCCGACACCAGCUCCCGCCUCCUCGGCAAAACGCGCACAAGGCGCGAAGCGCGCGUCCUCAACGCCGCCAAAUUCUCCGACGACCUCACCAUCACACACCACGACGCCGCGUACAUGGAAAACCACUACGAGCCCUCCUACAACGCCACCCAAGCGGUCUCCACCCUCUCAGGCACGGACCAAACCCCCCGCCUCAGCGCCGCGCGCUCCUCCUUCCGCCCCAUGUACUUCAUCAAGCCCUACGCCGCCGACCUCACCAAGCUCGAAAUGAGCUUCGACUGCACGCACUACCAGUCGCAGUUCCCGCCCACCGUCCCCUUCGCAAACCACGUCUUCCAGACCAUCUUCCUCAACGCCUCUCGCGACCGCCAGUUAUGGACCGAUGACGAAAUUUCUUCGUCUAAGAUUAUUAGAAAGGACUGGUGGCACCAGCUCUGCCACAGCUGGACACAUUACCUUUUCGUCGUGCCCUGGCUCUGGAGCUUGCAAGGGCGGCAGCACACGCGCUUCGCGGCCGCCUGGACCCUCGUCAACGCGCACGAGGUCGCGGUGCUGAGCGGCGUGGCGGCGGCCGUGGAUCUGGGCGCUAGUUAUCCGAAGGAUUUGGAACGCGAUAGCUGGGCCCUGCUGUGUUUUCGGCUGUAUUAUUUGCUCGUGUAUGGGAAGUGGUAUCGACGGAGUGUUGAGGAUAAGGAGGGUGAAGGCGCCGACUGGGGCGAAGGCCCCUACGGCAGCGUGUACAAAGGGCCCGGCGUUGUGGCGCAGGAAAGGGUCAUGUGGCGCGAGGAGGUGGGCAAGGGGGGUGCGGUUGAGGGUAUGUAG
Aplosporella prunicola CBS 121167 is the source of this 1704-nucleotide messenger RNA. RefSeq lists its product as uncharacterized. Gene Ontology annotation, molecular function: oxidoreductase activity. The coding region runs from base 1 to 1704 and encodes 567 amino acids. The transcript is spliced from 3 exons. NCBI's taxonomy places the organism in Eukaryota, Fungi, Ascomycota, Dothideomycetes, Botryosphaeriales, Aplosporellaceae. The record is from RefSeq and is a predicted model, not a curated record.